Messenger RNA from Phaethon lepturus (White-tailed tropicbird), 908 nucleotides. RefSeq names its product E3 ubiquitin-protein ligase DTX4. Gene Ontology annotation, cellular component: nucleoplasm. Gene Ontology annotation, biological process: protein ubiquitination; Notch signaling pathway. Gene Ontology annotation, molecular function: ubiquitin protein ligase activity. The transcript has 6 exons. NCBI's taxonomy places the organism in Eukaryota, Metazoa, Chordata, Aves, Phaethontiformes, Phaethontidae. The coding region runs from base 43 to 891 and encodes 282 amino acids. The record is from RefSeq and is a predicted model, not a curated record.
UGCCAUUUUGAACCCCCUCGCCCAGGGAUCACGGGGAUCCUAAUGAGUGCGGCCGGGCUGCCUGUCUGCCUGACACGGCCCCCCAAGCUGGUGCUGCACCCCCCGCCCGUCAGCAAAAGCGAGAUCCAGUCCAUCCCCGGCAUCCUCCCCCCCCCCUGCCGCAAGACCACCAAGAAACAGGCCAAGAAGGGUAAAACCCCGCAGGAGGUGCUGAAAAAAUACCUGCAGAAGGUGCGGCAUCCGCCAGAUGAGGACUGCACCAUCUGCAUGGAGUGCCUCUCCGCACCCUCCGGCUACAAGGGACCCCAGCCGGCUGUCAAGCCCGACCUGGUGGGGAAGCUGGUGAAAUGUGGACACAUCUUCCACCUCCACUGCCUGGUCGCCAUGUACAACAACGGCAACAAGGAUGGGAGCCUGCAGUGUCCCACCUGCAAAACCAUCUAUGGGGUGAAGACGGGGACACAGCCCCCAGGGAAGAUGGAGUAUCACAUCAUCCCUCACGCGCUGCCUGGCCACUCUGACUGCAAAACUAUCCGCAUCAUCUACAACAUUCCCCCAGGAGUGCAGGGACCAGAGCAUCCAAACCCCGGGAAGAGCUUCACCGCCCGCGGCUUCCCCCGGCACUGCUACCUGCCAGACAGUGAGAAGGGCAGAAAGGUACUGAAGUUGCUGCUGGUAGCCUGGGACCGUCGCUUGAUCUUCGCCAUCGGCACCUCCAGCACCACAGGCGAGUCGGACACAGUGAUCUGGAACGAGAUCCACCACAAGACAGAGUUCGGCUCCAACCUCACCGGCCAUGGCUACCCUGACAUCAACUACCUGGACAACGUCCUGGCCGAGCUUGCGGCCCAGGGCAUCACGGAGGAGAGCCUGGUGCAGGAGAAGGACUGAGACCGUGGCAGAGAGGC